This is a messenger RNA of Pseudovirgaria hyperparasitica, 564 nucleotides long. RefSeq lists its product as uncharacterized. Lineage: Eukaryota; Fungi; Ascomycota; Dothideomycetes; Acrospermales; Acrospermaceae. The transcript is spliced from 3 exons. The coding region runs from base 1 to 564 and encodes 187 amino acids. The record is from RefSeq and is a predicted model, not a curated record.
AUGGGCAUCAAACAGCUCGAAGUCUCGUUGUACUGUCAUGAGUCGGAGACGCACACUGAGCUUACCGAUAUCAUGGAAGCGCUCAGAAUCUACAAGAUGGAAGCAAACAGCAUGUAUGAAAGAUUCGGAAUCUGUCAAAGCAUAACUCCAAUCAAUGGAGUACCCGAUUGGAUGGUCAUUGAGUGUGAGGGCUAUGAUCCACUUACAUUAGCACACCCUUCAUUUCUCGACCACCCUCUGACAAUCAAUACCAAUCAUGCCUACCUGACUGGCUUGUUCAUCGGGAAACGUGUCAAGAGAGCCAUCCAGAUGCUUAACAUGAUCGAGAAAGCUGAAUGGGCUGCUGAACAAAGAGAGACCGACGCAUGGAUCAAGAAGGACAAGGAAGAAGACAGACUUAGAAUGCUUCGAGAAGCGGAAGAAGAUGAAGAAGAAGAUGAAGAAGAAGAUGAAGAAGAAGAUGAAGAAGAAGAUGAAGAAGAAGAUGAAGAAGAAGAUGAAGAAGAAGAUGAUGAUCAUGAUGAUGAAAAGAAGAGAAAUACCCUGCGGGUGAUGAAGAAAUGA